UAUCUUAUCAACUCCCGGUGGAGUAAAUUCAUAUAAUUUGCUCCCUGAAACUUAAGGGAGGCAGGGAACAGCUUACUAGGAAUACACAAAAUAGUGCGCGAUGCGUUUUUGAUUUGUACCAAUCAAAAUACACUUCUGAAAAACCUUUUUGGUCAAAGGUCACCCCUUGAUUAGUGGUUUACGCUUGGAGAACGGAGAUUUUAGUUUGUUUACAGCACCGAUGGAUAGUACCUUGUUUGCGUCUGCACAGUAAACAUGCGAAAUAAUCCGCUCCAAACUGGUAAAUAUUACAAGGACGCUGCCUUAGUACUUCACGGGAAAAAUCAUCCAGCAGACGCCUGAAACCUUUUGGCAAGUGCACCGCCCGCGACUGAGCCGGAAUCAGCAAAGGAGGGGCGCGAAGAGGCUUCGAGGUUACGGAACUGAUCGAUCCUACGUCAGUGGAACGGCGCGGUUGAUCGUCCGCCGUGGCACCAGCAACGGACAUCGGGGCAAUAAAAACUUGGAGUAUUUAGGGUAUGAGAAGCACGGAAAUGGACUGAAUUGUUGGUAUUCUAGCCACGAGCUCGCGCAAUGGAAGCGCUCCUAGCUGAUGUGAGUCGCUGUGGAUUGAACGAUAGCGCUGAUUGUGAGGUUGUGCAGGAAGAUUUGGAAAUCAGUUGUCUGUUAUGGGAAAUCCUUUCGGAAACCCUGGGCUACCUAGACAUCCAUUCACAAAUCAAAGCAAAAGGAGUGUGUUCGCUUUGGAAUCAACUGAUCACUGAACCUCUGCAGUCGGUUUGUGUGACACUGGAUUUGGUCAAUAUUACAGCGCACAUGCCAGUAAACAAGAAAACUUCGGAUGUCGUUCAGGUUUUGUUGGAACAAGCUAUCAGCAGGCGUCAUGUAAAAGGUCUGCUGAUUGACAUGCAUGUUCAGCAGUCCGAACCGCGGGACUUCGUAGCGAGCCACAUUGAUAUUACCAGCUCGUCGCUGCUGGUCAUCUCCCUUAAAAACUGCCGCAAUUGCUUCAUGCGCGAAAAAAAUCGCACUCAUUUAUAUUUUGAAAUAAGGUUUUUUCCACUUGCUCAUCUGCUGCGUCGGCGCAAGCAUCCGAAGCCCGGUGGGGACGAGUGGACGCUGGACCAGCGUGUGUCGUAUACGUGCUAUUCAUCAGCAUUACUGCGGAACUGGGUCUCACGUAACAACAGUUUGGAGGCUAGCGGACAGUUAUAAUUUUCUUCUCUUAAUUCAAUUGUUGAACCGAGUUAUGUUUGUCGUUACUCUAGUCCAGAUGUUUUGGAAUCUUCGAAAUAUAAUCUCUGAAUUGUUGUGCGUUUUAAUGGAGCGUUGAACUGCAUUAUUUACUCGUAUUUACAUUUAACGUAAAUGCCACAUGCCUGCUUAAAUUUGUCAAAUUGGCGUACAAAUUUGUCUGCGUGAAAAAUGUAAAGCUUCUAUUCAAGAUGACUUGCUUUACCUGUUGCGAGUGUUAUAGUAUUGUGCAGUACAUUAAUAGUUAAUCCGGUAAAGAUCUCUAUAAAUCUCGGUUGAUUCGUUAAAA
Molecule: messenger RNA, 1543 nt
Organism: Paramacrobiotus metropolitanus
Lineage: Eukaryota; Metazoa; Tardigrada; Eutardigrada; Parachela; Macrobiotidae
Exons: 4
Coding region: 574-1215 (213 amino acids)
Molecular function (GO): protein binding
Source: RefSeq, a predicted model, not a curated record